Suricata suricatta (meerkat) is the source of this 4588-nucleotide messenger RNA. RefSeq names its product tyrosine kinase 2 (gene TYK2). The transcript has 23 exons. NCBI's taxonomy places the organism in Eukaryota, Metazoa, Chordata, Mammalia, Carnivora, Herpestidae. Gene Ontology annotation, cellular component: membrane; cytoskeleton; cytosol. Gene Ontology annotation, biological process: cell differentiation; intracellular signal transduction; peptidyl-tyrosine phosphorylation. The record is from RefSeq and is a predicted model, not a curated record. Bases 1 to 3465 code for a protein of 1154 amino acids. Gene Ontology annotation, molecular function: cytokine receptor binding; non-membrane spanning protein tyrosine kinase activity; ATP binding.
AUGGCCUGUCUCUUCCCAGCCAAGCCAGCCGUCAGGAGCAUGGCUCUGUGCCGUUGGGGUGCCACCACCAGGGACAGCCGGCCUGAGGGGGAUGCUCAGCCCAUGGCCACCCGCAUCACUCCAUCCUGCCUCAAUCUCUUCGCCCUCUUUGAUGCCCAGGCCAAGGUGUGGCUGCCCCCAAACCACAUCUUGGAGGUCACCAGAGACACGAACCUGACACUGUACUUCCGCAUGAGGUUUUAUUUCCGGAACUGGCACGGCAUGAACCCGCGGGAGCCGGCCGUGUACCGCUGCGGGCCCCCCGGGGCCAAGCCUCCCUCGGACCGGGCAGAGCAGGGGGUGCAACUCCUGGACCCAGCCUCCUUUGAGUACCUCUUUGAGCAGGGCAAGCAUGAGUUCGUGAACGAUGUGGCACCGCUGUGGGAGCUGUCCAGCGAGGAGGAGAUCCACCAUUUUAAGAACGAGAGCCUGGGCAUGGCCUUCCUGCACCUUUGCCACCUCGCCCUUUGCCAUGGCAUCCCCCUGGAGAAGGUGGCCAAGAAGAUAAGCUUCAAGGACUGCAUCCCGCGCUCCUUCCGGCUGCAGAUCCGGCGGCACAACGCGUUAACUCGGCUGCGCCUGCGGAGACUGUUCCGCAGGUUUGUGCGGGCCUUCCAGCCGGGCCACGUGUCCCAGCAGGUCAUCAUGGUCAAGUACCUGGCCACGCUGGAGCAGCUGGCACCCCGCUUCGGCACGGAGCGCGUGCCCGUGUGCCACCUGGAGGAGCGGGCCCAGGCCGCUGGGGGGCCCUGCUAUGUUUGUGACGGCAGCCCCUCCCCCCCGGAGUUGGGGCCUGAAUUGGCCCCCGGACCCUGCACGCAUGAGGUGCUGGUGACAGGCACUGGUGGCAUCCGGUGGCGGCCAGUACAAGCAGAGGGUCCCCGCGGCGACGACGGUAGCAGCAGGAACCCCCGUGCUGGCCCAUCAGGGAAGAAAACCAAGGCCCCGGACGGGGGCAGCCAGCCGGUGGACAGGCCUCAGGAAGCGCCCUGGGCCUGCUUCUGUGACUUCCAGGACAUCACCCACGUGGUGCUGAAGGAGUGCCGCGUCAGCAUCCACUGUCAGGACAAGUGCCUGGAGCUCACCCUGCCUUCCCGGGCCAUGGCCCUGUCCUUGGUGUCGCUGGUGGACGGCUAUUUCCGGCUGACAGCCGACUCGAGCCACUACCUGUGCCAUGAGGUGGCGCCUCCGCGGCUGGUGAUGAGCAUCCGGGAUGGCAUCCACGGACCCCUGCUGGAGCCCUUCGUGUUGGCCAAGCUGCGGGCUGAAGAUGGCCUCUACCUCAUCCACUGGAGCACCGGGCACUUUGACCGCCUCAUCCUCACAGUGGCCCAGCGUGACCAGGCACCUGGCAUGAGGCACCUGCACCUCCGGAAAUUCCCCAUCGAGCUGCGAGCCGGGAGCUUCGUGCUGGAGGGCUGGGACCGCGCCUUCCCCAGCGUGCGGGAGCUGCGCUCCGCCCUGCAGGGCUGCUCGCUGCGAGCCGGGGAGGACUGCUUCUCCCUGCGCCGCUGCUGCCUGCCACGGCCCGGAGAGCUCUCCAACCUCAUCGUCAUGCGUGGGUCUCGGGCCAGCCCCAGCCCACCCAGCCUCAGCCAGCUCAGCUUCUACCGCGUCUGCCGUGAUGACAUCAGCCAGCUGUCCCACUUGGGCCAAGGCACAAGGACCAACGUGUAUGAGGGCAUCUUACGAGUGGGGGGAAGAGGCCCCAAGGAGGGCACGGCAGAUGGUGGGGACCCCCCCUCACCCGCUGAGGACCGUGGGCAGGAGCUGCGAGUGGUGCUCAAGGUGCUGGACCCCAGUCACCACGACAUCGCCCUGGCCUUCUACGAGACAGCCAGCCUCAUGAGCCAGGUCUCCCACGUGCACUUGGCCUUCGUGCAUGGCGUCUGCGUGCACGGCUCUGAGAACAUCAUGGUGACGGAGUACGUGGAGCACGGGCCCAUGGACGUGUGGCUGCGGCGGGAGAGGGGCCAUGUGCCUGUGGCCUGGAAGGUGGCCGUGGCCCAGCAGCUGGCCAGCGCCCUCAGCUACCUGGAGGACAAGAGCCUGGUUCAUGGUAAUGUGUGUGGCCGGAACAUUUUGCUGGCACGGCUGGGACUGGCGGAGGGCACCAGCCCCUUCAUCAAGCUGAGCGACCCCGGUGUGGGCCUGGGCGCCCUUUCCAGGGAGGAGCGGGUAGAGCGGAUCCCCUGGACAGCCCCCGAGUGCCUAUCUGGCGGGGCCAGCACCCUAACCACUGCAGCCGACAAAUGGGGUUUUGGUGCCACCCUCCUGGAGAUCUGCUUCGACGGGGAGGCCCCGCUGCAGGGCCGCGGCCCCUCCGAGAAAGAGUGUUUCUACCAGAAGCAGCACCAGCUUCCUCAGCCCUCAUGCCCAGAGCUGGCCACACUCACCAGCCAGUGCCUGACCUAUGAACCAGCCCAGCGGCCCUCCUUCCGCACCAUCCUGCGUGACCUCACUCAGCUGCAGCCCCAGAAUCUUGCUGACGUCUUGGCUGUGAACCCCGACUCUCCUGCGUCAGACCCCACCAUUUUCCACAAGCGCUAUUUGAAAAAAAUCCGGGAUCUGGGAGAGGGUCAUUUCGGCAAGGUCAGUCUGUAUUGCUACGACCCGACUAACGACGGCACCGGCGAGAUGGUGGCAGUGAAGGCGCUCAAGGCGGGCGGGGGCCCCCAACUCCGCACCGGCUGGCGGCGGGAGAUCGACAUCCUGCGCACGCUCUACCACAAGCACAUCGUCAAAUACAAGGGCUGCUGUGAGGACCAAGGAGAGAAGUCGGUGCAGCUCGUCAUGGAGUACGUGCCUCUGGGCAGCCUCCGGGACUACCUUCCCCGGCACAGCGUCGGCCUGGCGCAGCUGCUACUCUUCGCCCAGCAGAUCUGUGAGGGCAUGGCCUAUCUUCACGCCCAGCACUACGUCCACCGAGACCUGGCUGCCCGCAACGUGCUUCUGGACAACGACAGGCUGGUCAAAAUCGGGGACUUCGGCCUGGCCAAGGCUGUGCCUGAAGGCCAUGAGUACUACUGCGUGCGCGAAGAUGGGGACAGCCCCGUGUUCUGGUAUGCCCCGGAGUGCCUAAAGGAGUGUAAGUUCUACUACGCAUCUGACGUCUGGUCCUUCGGGGUCACCAUGUACGAGCUGCUGACCUACUGUGACUCCAGCCAGAGCCCCCCUUCGAAAUUCAUCGAGCUCAUAGGCCUCACGCAAGGGCAGAUGACAGUGCUGAGGCUCACUGAGCUGCUGGAGCGAGGGGAGAGGCUGCCGCGGCCAGAGAAAUGUCCUUGCGAGAUCUAUCUCCUCAUGAAGAACUGCUGGGAGGCAGAGGCCUCAUUCCGCCCCACCUUCCAGAACCUCAUACCCAUUCUCAAGACGGUCCAGGAGAAAUACCAAGGCCAGGCCGCCUCGGUGUUCAGUGUGUGCUGAAGCCUGCUGGCAGCCCUCGAGGGGAUCGGGGCAGGCACCCAGGAGAGGGCCUCGCGCCCCAAGAGGAGCCCGAGGGGGAGAGGUCGGCCUCACCACUCCCCCUGCCUUAAUCCUGCCUGGAGACCCCGCCUCUGUGAACGGACUUGCCUUCUGUCUUCGUGCAUUUGGGCUGCUGCAGCGCCACCACCGGCGGAGGUGCUCACAGGCUGGAACUCGUUUCUGACAGCUCCGGAGGCUGAGACCUCCAAGGUCAAGGCUCCAGCAGAGUCACCGUCUGGUGCCUCGCCCACACCUGCUGGCUGUGUCCUCACAGGGUGGUCUCUGGGGUCUCUUUUAUAAAGACCCACUUCCUAAAGCCAUCACUUUGAGCAUUAGGAUUUCCAUGUAAGAGAUCUGACGGGCCCCAGGGUGGCUCAGGCGCUUAAGCAUCUGACUCCUGAUCUCAGCUCAGGUCUUAUUCUCAGGGUCGUGAGUUCGAGCCCUGCAUUGGGCUCCGCACCAGGCGUGAAGCCUACUUAAAGAAUUUGGAGGGGGUGCACAGCGUCAGACUAUAGCACCUUCCAUGGCUAUGGGCCAGGCACAGGCCCCUGAGGGACUCAGGACAAGCAAGGACCGACGCAGGCCCUCGAAUCCAUCUCUUUGCCUCCCCCACCCUUAGGACCCACCAUUUCCGCUAGCUGUUUUCUCUGCUGGAGGCUGUGGUCCUUGGGCCCUUCUUCAGCAAGUGUUUGUGCCCUUGGGGAUUGUAGCUACGGCAAGAUUGUGCAGAAAAGAGCUGGCCCAACUCUUUUAAGCUUCGUUCACGUCGGAAUCACCAGCUAGCCAGUGCCUGGCUCUCAAUAACUACUUGCUAAAUAGAUGAACGAAGAUGGAGGCGGGGGUGUGCGGGGUGGGGGGGACAGGCCACAAGGACAAGACCGCCAGACCUGCCCUUUCCUCCCUGUGCGACUUCAGGCAAAUGGCUUUCCCGCUCUGGGCCUUCUUUCCCGGCGAUGAGCUGGGGGUGGUCAUGCUCCCUCCCUCAGAGGACUAAUGUAAAUAGCUAAAGAGUUCCUUCACCGCCAGACUCUUAGCAAAUGUACCUGCAAACAAGUUCUUAAUAAACAUUUGAUACGGUCAUUAA